Dermatophagoides farinae (American house dust mite) is the source of this 4279-nucleotide messenger RNA. RefSeq lists its product as uncharacterized. The record is from RefSeq and is a predicted model, not a curated record. Gene Ontology annotation, biological process: arginyl-tRNA aminoacylation; proteolysis. Gene Ontology annotation, cellular component: cytoplasm. Gene Ontology annotation, molecular function: ATP binding; metalloendopeptidase activity; arginine-tRNA ligase activity. NCBI's taxonomy places the organism in Eukaryota, Metazoa, Arthropoda, Arachnida, Sarcoptiformes, Pyroglyphidae.
GUUUUAUAGUGGAACACGUGGAUCUACAAUCAGAAAUUAUCAUUUUUUUUAUUUCAAAGAAAGAAAGAAAUGGAUUCAAUUUUUAAACUAAAUAAACAAAUUGAAAAUCGAAUACAACAACUGGAAGAAUUAUCAUCCAAUCAUAUUGUUGAGAAUUAUGUCGAUAAUCAAACAAUAACCGGAGAUUCUUCAAAUGUUGAAAGAGACGUGCAAAAUCUUCGUACGGAAAAUUUGAAGUUACGUUAUCAAUUAGACAUUCUUAAAGCUGCUAUUGAAAAGUUGCAAUCCGAUCAUCCAGAUUUACCCGUGGUCAAACGUGUAUCAUCGAAUCGAGCAACUAUGAUUAGUAUUCUGAAAGAGCUGGAACGUAUUUUUUCGAAUGCAUUUCAAAAAGCUUUUCCCACAUUGACGAAUGUUGGUGUAGAAUUUACACGAAGUGAAUAUGCUGAUUUUCAAUGUAACAAUGCAUUGAAAUUGACAAAAUUAUCCAAAAAGAAAAGUCCAAUUGAAAUAGCCAAGAUGAUAAUUGUUUCGUUGGAACCGAAUGAUAUCAUUGAAAAUGUUACCGUUUCUGGGCCUGGUUUCAUCAAUAUAACCAUUAGUGGAAAAUUUCUUUGCAGUGAAAUUUUAAACAUUAUCACCAAUGACGUUCACAUUAACCUUUCCGAUAACAAUGACAAAAGGCCGAUUAUCGUUGAUUAUAGCUCCCCAAAUAUUGCCAAAGAGAUGCAUGUUGGUCAUCUUCGUUCAACAAUCAUUGGCGAUAGUGUUGCUCGCCUGCUGGAAUUUGUCGGUUUCAAUGUUUUACGAAUAAAUCAUAUCGGUGAUUGGGGAACCCAAUUCGGCAUGUUGCUGACACAUUUGAUGGAUACAUUUCCAGAUUUCGAGACUAAACCACCACCAAUCGAAGAUUUACAAACUUUUUAUAAACAAUCGAAAAAACGUUUUGACGAAGAGGAAGAAUUUAAAAAGCGAGCACUAGAGACGACUGUUCGAUUACAAUCAAAAGAUCCGCUACUCAUUCAGACAUGGAAUUUGAUUUGUGAUAUUUCACGUAAAGAAUUCGCUGAAAUUUAUCAAAUAUUGAAUAUAAGUAAAGAAUUGAUGGAACGUGGUGAAUCAUUUUAUCAAGAGCGAAUGAUCGAUGUCGUACAAGAUCUGACUGAACGUGGAUUCCUGGUGGAAGAAGAUGGACGUAAAGUUUUCUAUCCGAAAAAUAGUAACGUACCUCCAUUGACCAUAGUUAAAUCGGAUGGUGGUUUCACCUACGAUACAUCCGAUAUGGCUGCCAUUCGACAACGUACAAAGGAAGAGAAUGCCUCUCGUAUUAUCUAUACGACCGAUUCCGGACAAGCUGUGCAUUUUAAAUCAUUUUUUGAUUGUGCUCAAAUAUGUGGCUAUUACGAUACGAAAAAAACUCGUCUCGAUCAUCUUACGUUUGGUGUGGUGCUUGGUGAAGAUCGAAAACGAUUUAAAACACGUUCUGGUGAAACGGUUAAACUUAAAGAUCUUAUCAAUGAAGGUUUAGAACGCUCGAUGCAGAAAUUAUUGGAAAAAGAACGUGAUAAAGUUUUGACGAAAGAAGAACUGGCCAUCGCUCAGAAAGCCGUUGCAAUUGGCUGCAUUAAAUAUGCUGAUCUUUCUCAUGAUCGUAAUAAUGAUUACAUCUUUAGUUUUGAUCGUAUGUUAGACGACAAAGGUAAUACGGCCGUUUACCUUCUCUAUACAAUCACACGAAUCCGUUCGAUCAUAAGGAAUUGUAAUCUGGAUCGACAAAUCAAAGAUAUUGGCAAUGAAUUCCGACACAAUUCCUUGUUUCAGUUGGAUCACCAGAAAGAGAUCAAAUUGGCUAAAUUUAUUCUCAAUUUCCCGGAUAUUAUCAUUCAAAUUGUUGAUAAUUUAUAUCUACAUCUUUUAUGUCGUUAUCUAUUCGAUUUAUCGGUCAUUUUUACUGAAUUCUAUGAUCAAUGUUAUGUUAUCGAAAAAAUUGGCAGUACGACAAAGAUUAAUCUGAAUCGUGUAAUUCUAUGUGAAGCUACUGUAAAAAUUAUGGAAACUGGUCUAGACAUUUUGGGUAUAGAAACUGUAGAAAAGAUGAAAACUGAAAAAGAUGAAUUGGAAACAAAAAUUACCACACUCAACAAUGGUUUAAGGGUGGCAUCACAGAAUAAAUUUGGUCAAUUCUGUACAGUUGGUGCUGUCAUUGAUUCAGGUUCUCGAUAUGAAAGAAAUCAUGUGAAUGGAAUAUCACAUUUUAUCGAAAAAUUGGCGUUCAAUUCGACCAUCGAUUUUGAUAGCAAAGAUUCAAUAAUGAAAGUGUUGGAAAAAUAUGGUGGCAUUUGUGAUUGUCAAGGUUCACGUGAUACAUUAAUCUAUGCUGCCAGUGUACAUUCGAAAGGAUUAGAAUCGGUUAUGCAUCUAAUAUCUGAAGCUGUAUUGCGGCCACGAUUUACCGAUAUGGAAAUGGAAUUCGCUCGUCGAAUGAUUCAAUUUGAAUUGCAAGAUUUAGAUAUGAGACCGGAUCUGGAGCCAAUAUUACAUGAAAUGAUUCAUACUGCUGCUUAUAGAGGAAAUACUUUGGGUCUCAAUCGGUUAUGUAGCCAAGAAAAUGUCAACAUUAUCCAGAGAGAUGAUCUAUUUAAUUAUAUUAAUCUUUAUCAUCGCCCCGAAAGAAUGGUGGUUGCCGGUGUUGGUGUUGACCAUGAACGUUUGGUUGAAUUGGCAGAAAAAUUUUUUGUCGAACGUAAACCUAUAUGGGAAUCUGAACAGAUGAUUUCGUCACAAUUGAAUCGUAGCCUUGAAAUUGAUGAUUCUAUAUCACAAUAUACGGGUGGUGUUAAUGCUGUCACUAAAGAUCUUUCCGAUAUUAGUCUUGGUCCAACAUCGAUGCCUGAAUUGGCACAUUUCGUCAUUGGAUUAGAAUCGGUUUCACAUCAAGAUCUGGAUAAUUUUGUUCCAAUUUGUGUGCUAAAUCUACUAAUGGGUGGCGGUGGUUCAUUUUCAGCCGGUGGCCCUGGUAAAGGAAUGUAUACUCGUCUUUAUACUCGUGUGUUGAAUCUUUAUCAUUGGAUGUUCAGUGCAACCGCAUUGAAUCAUUCAUAUCAGGAUAGUGGUCUAUUCUGCAUUCAUGCUUCGGCACAUCCUAAUCAACUACGUGAAUUGGUAAAUGUAAUUCUGUCAGAAAUUGUUGCAAUUACCAAUGGCAUUACCCGUGAUGAAUUGAAACGAGCAAAAAAUCAGCUGAAAUCAAUGUUGUUAAUGAAUUUAGAAGCACGGCCAGUAAUGUUUGAAGAUAUUGGCCGACAAGUUUUAUCCAGUGGUGAAAGGCGACAACCACAAUUCUAUAUUGAUCGUAUCGAUAGAGUCACCGAAGAUGAUCUGGUUCGUGUAGCUAGAGAUAUGUUAAAAACUCGUGCUUCGAUCACGAAUCGAAUUAAUAAUCACAGUAAUAGGAAUUUCAAGAAUAAAGCCAUUAUCAUAUUGAACAAUCAAUUACGGCAAUUGUUGAAAAAACCAAAUGAUCAUUUUAGUGUUGGUUUGGUAGAUGAAUCGAAUGUAUUUCUAUGGGAAGUAAUAAUCGUUGGACCACGUGAUACAUUAUAUGAAGGUGGUUUAUUUAAAGCACGGCUACAGUUUCCAUCAAAUUAUCCGGAUUCACCACCAAAGAUGCGUUUUCUAUCCGAAAUGUGGCAUCCAAAUAUAUCGAAAUCAGGGGAUGUUUGUAUAUCGAUUCUACAGAAUCCAAAUACACAAACAUAUGGUUAUGAAGAACAUCUGCAACGAUGGGCACCAGUACAUUCUGUCGAAACAAUCGUCAUGUCGGUCAUUUCAAUGCUAAGUGACCCGAAUGUCGAUUCACCGGCCAAUGUUGAUGCGGCUAUACAGAUGCGUAAUAAUCGUGAUGAAUAUGAAAAACAAGUUCGUCUUUACACACAGAAAACGUUGGAAUGAGCUUAUGUGUUGGGUUGUUUGUGUGAUUUCAACUUUUUCGAAUGAAUAAAAGUUGGAUGACAACAACAAACAUCAUUGUUUCUUUUCUUUUCUUUUUUUUUAUUUAACAAUUGUUUUGAAUGCCUUGUGUUUUCAUUGUCCACUCACAUAAUUUUUUCCAUUUCAUCAUCAAUAAUUCAACAAUGAUUAUUGUUAUUUUGUUAUUGAUGUCUGUUCAAUUGAUGAAUAAUUGAGGUAGAUGUGAACAUUCGAAACUUUUCCAUUUUGUUGCCGACAUUUUUUUACGUCAAUCAAAAUUGAUAAUAAAAUAUUUUUUUGCUUCAAAAAG